GGGUGCAGCAUCUCCCCGUCCCCAGGAGAGGCUCUUGCGCGGCUUCUUUCGGCCCCCGGUUUCCGCAGCCUCAGGAUUUCCGUUUCGCUGCUCGUUCGGAGAGAUUUCGGUCUCCGGGGCGCUGAAGCGGCGCGCUUUUGGAGAACUCCGCCGCCGGGACGCUUUGCAAGCGAGCAGGGCUUUCGCCUCGGCAGCUUCCGAGGCAUGGAGCAAGCCGGCGAUGCCGAUCCGGCCGAGCUGGCGCCGGGGGCUCGCCUUCUCCUGGCCUUCAAGGAGUUCCUGAGCUCCCGCAAAGGGCUGUUGCUGACGGCCCAGGCGGUACUGUCAUUUAUCAUCUUCAUCUGUUAUAUUGCCUCAACAGCUGCAUCUUUUUUAAUGGUACCAUUAUUAACAUUUCUGCUGGCCCUGUGCUUUUUCUUUGUAAAUUCCUUAAAGCUGAAUGAGAAGUCCAAAGGAAUCUACUGGGUUUUGGCGGAUUUCUUAUGCGGCAUCAUCGCUGCUAUUAUCUACUUCGCCAUCUCCAUUGCUGCAGUCUCCAAGUAUACUGACACCGCAUCCAAGGCAGCAGGGGUAUUUGGCUUUAUCGCCACCAUUGUCUAUUGCGUUUACGUCUACUUUACCUUUAACGGCCUGGUAACACUUCUCAAGCAAGGAGAGUCUUCAGAUGCCGAGCCACGUAAAUCAGAAGAUGAUUCAGAUUCAGACUCAGACAGAAGCUCAGAGCCUUGAUGGAUUGCUGAACCAGAACGGAGAGAGGACAAAGGACGUGUCCUUUCAUUUUAGCCUUUGUAACCUGUUUAUGAACUUGUAUUUUUCUAUCAUUGUACAGAACAUGACCAAAGCCACUGCCAAAGAACCCCCAAUCUCAUGGGGAACUUACUCAGAAAAACUUGAUCUGUUGCUGUUUGAGCCUUCAUGUUUGAGCCUUUACCUUUCCUCAUUCAGCACUACAGCGUACUGUGUAGACAUGCGCUUUUAAAAUUAAACCUUUUAUAAACAGGCUUGGUUUAUAGAACCAGGGUUGAAUGUAUAUAGAGCAUUGCACCAGGCAAGCAUGGAGUUCAUUUGGUACUGGGCACAGAACUCUGACCGACCUUGUGAACUUUGGAAGCCUUGCUAAAAAUUUAGUUUUCUACACUGAGGUUUUUUUUAAAAUGUAUCUAUAUUUUUAAGUUAGAGAGAAGAGGUAAACAAAGAGCUGGGUCAACUUUUGCUGGAGACAUAGAUGCCGGAAAAGGAUGCAAAGGGGGCGUAUUAAAUCAUGAUUGAAUGCUAACAUUAUGUGCAAAGAUGUGCAAGAGUCCCAACUCGUUUAGGGUUGCUUUUAAAGGAAAAGCAGUAGGGUUACAGUAACCCCAGUAGCUCAGCUGGGGAAUUUUAGACCCUCGACUUAAUGGAAUUGGGAAGUGGGGGGCUUUAGAUGGCCAUAUGUAUCACUUCAAUUGCAGAGCGCAGAAUUCACAUUUCUCAUCUCCUCCCUGGCCACAAUCCAGGCUUUAUAACUGCUUCUACAUUCCUGGUGUGUUAAAGCAACAAACCCAAAUUAAAAAGAAAGGAAUUCUAAGCACGGGCAUUUUAGACUAAAAUCCUAGCACCAUCAUGACUACAUCUACAGGAAUGAAAUGGACCUUGUUGCUUCUGUUGUCCCGAUGUCCUCAUUACCUGUCACUCCCUGGGCGGUCAUUUGGGGACCUCCUCUAAGAUCCCAAGCCCCGGGUUUCAACCCCAAUGUCUUUGGUCCUUAUCCUGCCCACCAUUUCUGUACUCCAUAUGCCCCCCAACACACACAUACACACACACACACACACACACACACACACACAGAGAGAGUUUCCUACUUUGUGUUUAGCUUUCUGCCAUGAUGCUGAGAGAGUAACUGGAGUUAAGCAUCCCUGUUGCUUCUCCACAUUAUGGCCUUCCCUUCCAAAGCUGCUACUCCUUAAAAAAAACAGCAGCAGCAAGGCUCUUGACCAAUUUGCAUGCAACAUGUAGUUAGUUCCUAAGGUGCAGCAUACUUGAGCUGAUAGAUGCCAGUAGACAUACAGCUGCCAAGCAUAGCAUGGCCUUGGUUCUCUAUAAAUGCCAUCCUUUUGGUCAUUUUUUUUUAAAGGAAAGGUUGUAGCCAAGUAGUAGAGCACCUGCUUUGGAAGCUGCUAUUUGCAUUGGGAGGAAAUCCCCAAAAAGCAAAUAGUUUCAGAAAAGGUAUCUUCCGUAGGAGCACCGCAGGGAAAGAAAGGCUUACGUUCACCCUCUGCUUGCUCUGAUCGUUGUAAUAAUUAGUGCCCCUUACAGCUCAUGCUAUUUGCACUUUUUAAAGCCUACAAAUUAGAUGCACAGAUGCAUUUAACAUCACAUGUAAUACGGCCCCGAGACACUAAAAAACUGCAGUGAGUCAGGGUAGUAUCAAUACAAACACUCCAGGUGUGAGAGACAUACAACCUAACACUAGGCCAGCUAGUUACAAAAUGUAUAAUAAUUAGAGGUACAGUUGUGCCAAUUGGUUUACAAUUCUAAACAGUCACUCAGGAUUUCAAAGCAACUACAAUCAGAUAUGCUGGUCUAUUUCAAAACAGAAAUAGACCAGCAUUACUGAUAUAGUUGUUUGAAAUAGACCAGCAUAUCUGACCUACUUAGUUUUGAACUCUUAUAAUCAUCAAUCAAUUGCACAAUAGUACCUCAAAUUAAUUUAAGUGUUGUAACUAACUGGCCUAGUGCUGUGUUGUAGGUCUUUCACACCUGGAGUGUUUAUACUGAUACUGUUAUAGUUGAGCACCUUGUCCUUUUUGUUUUCUGAGUCAGAGUAGAACAUGUUGCACUUAAUGGACUAAUAACAAUGCUUUCAUGAUAAUAGGACUAAAUUACAAAUAAGUUGGCAAGAGUAGGUAUUAGUGGAAAUUUUCAAGCAUUGAUUAAGGAAAUCAAAGAGGCUCAUUCAUUAUCUGCUCGUCCUCCAUUGUAUAUCUAGAACCUUAAAGGAAUAAGAGCAAGCACAGAUUUCAGCAAUGACAAUCAAACGUUGCAUCAUCCGGGCGCAUAUGUGCUUGUGCCACAGGCACCAAAGAUCUGCUUUCAGGGAAUGUGCCUUGUAGCAACGGAACUCUGGGAAAUGAUGCUAAAUUGGGGUGCAUUUUUCUUCUAGAUCCGAUGUUCCUAUUUAUACAAAAAGUGUAAUAGACUAGGCGAAAAGAAAAGAAAAAUGACAGAUAUAUGAGAACUGCAGUAGUCUACCAGCCUGAAGAACUGUAAUAGCAGAACAGCAGUAAUGGUUCUGAAGAAGUAAGACUGGAACAUCACUUCUGGGGCAAAAUUAACUAUUUAUAUAAAAGUAAGGGAAACAAGACACAAAGGUACCUUUUUCUAUCUUAAUAACCUACAUGAACAGUCCCUUCCUCAAACGUGUAUGAUAUAUAUAUAUAUAUAUAUACACAUACAUACACACACAUGGGGAGGGGGCAGCUAACACAAACUUGGGAUGCAUUAAGAGAAGCAUAGCACCCAGUUCACAAGAGGUAAUAGUCAGACUGCAACUGCAGUACUGUGUCCAGCUCUAGGUACCACAUUUUAAAAAGGACAUUAUCAAACUGGAGGAUGUCCAGAGAAGGGCAACUAAAGUGAUGAGGAGGUCUGGAAACACAAUUCUAUGAGGCACAGUUGAAAGAGCUAGGAAUGUUUAGCCUGGAGAAGAUGAAGGGGAGACAUGAAACUGGUCUUCAAAUAUCUGAAGAACUGCCAUGCAGAAGAUGGAGCAGACCUGUUCUCCGUUGGUCCAGAGGGCAGGACUAGAACCAAUGGGUGGAAAUUACAAAGGUGUAGAUACUGGUUUAACAUUAGAUGAAACAUCCUAAUGAUAAGAGCUCUUCAACAGUGGAAUAGACUGUCUUGGGAAGUGGUGGGAUCUCCCUCGUUAGAGGUAUUUCAGCAGAGGCUGGUGGCCAUCUGUUAAUGAGUGGGAUGAUUUAGUUGCAUCCUGCAUUGAGCAAGGAGUGGACUAGAUGAUUUCUAAGGAGACUUCCAACUCUAACGUUUUCCACCUUUUUUCUCAACUGUAUCUAUUGAAGGAAACUAUGACACGAUGUAUUAUUAUACAGUAUUUACAACAUAUGUUGACAAUGCAUGAAAUACUAAUUUUGUACAUAACCAAAGUCAUUAACACAAAACAGGGAUUCCUUAUAUUUCACUGAAUGUUGCUAGCAGGCUCCUAGCAAUGCACCAAAGUGCUUUUCAGAAAUGGCUUGGCUUGAUAGUAUAAUAAUUUCCCUGAAGGCUGGCUCCUUCAGUGUAACUAAAAGUCCUGCCAUGUUCUGAGACAAAAGCCUUGAGACUCUCCAAAUGAACAUUUUAUAUUGCCGCCUCUUUUUACGGGCAUUUCAAUGUGAUUUUAUGUAUACAGUACCUGUGUGUCUUCAGUUGAAGCUUUUAACAUAUUGCAUGUCAAAACUGACACAGGGUUGGCAUUGGUGAACCAUGCUGGAAUAAAUUCCAUUGAUAAGACAUUAAA
This is a messenger RNA of Elgaria multicarinata webbii, 4498 nucleotides long. It is a transcript of the gene CMTM3, whose product is annotated as CKLF like MARVEL transmembrane domain containing 3. Gene Ontology annotation, cellular component: membrane. NCBI's taxonomy places the organism in Eukaryota, Metazoa, Chordata, Lepidosauria, Squamata, Anguidae. Bases 205 to 729 code for a protein of 174 amino acids. The record is from RefSeq and is a predicted model, not a curated record. The transcript is spliced from 5 exons.